AGGAUUCCGAGGCGGUGGCCCCGAAGACCGGACGGUAUCGUAAUCUCAGGAUUGGAUUUGCGUGCGGGUUUACGCGCACAUGUGAUCAUUUCAAAGCAACCCUGGUACUAAUCCACCCGCGGACUGCGUGAUACGACAGACUGCAGACAGACACUUCCUCAGUCAUGGUGGACGCCGCCACCGCCGAGCAGUUCCUGGACGCCAACCCGCAGUUCGCCAAGCAGUACUACGACAUCAACUUCCGGCCCAAGGUGGUGCGCGACCUGCUGGACGACGGCCGCGCCACGGCGGUGGACGUGAGCCGCUACCACCGGCUCACCGCGGUGGAGGAGAGCGAGAUCCUCUUCGACCUGGUGCGAGACAUCCAGGACAACCUCCAAAUGGAGAAGUCGCUCUUCAACCUCAUGCGCCACCUCAGCUUCAUGAUGAGGGCCGACCGCAUGAGCCUCUUCAUGUACCGACAGAGGAACGGCGUCGCCGAACUGGCCACCAGGUUGUUCAACGUGCAUCGAGAUUCCGCGUUCGACGACUGCCUGGUGCAGCCCGACAGCGAAAUCGUGUACCCGCUGGAUUUGGGCAUCGUGGGCCACGUGGCCUCCGUCAAGAAGAUGGUCAACGUGCCCGACGUCGCUCAGAAUCCUCACUUCAGCAACUUUGUGGACGAGCUGACCGAGUACACCACCAGGAACGCGCUGGCCGUGCCCAUCAUGAACGGCAAGGACACGGUGGCCGUCAUGAUGGCCGUCAACAAGAUGGCCGACGCGCCGCACUUCACCGCCGAGGAUGAAGAGAUCCUCAACAAGUACCUGAACUUCGCCAACCUGGUGCUGAGGGUUUUCCACCUGAGCUACCUGCACAACUGCGAAACCAGGAGAGGGCAGGUGCUGCUGUGGUCAGCCAGCAAGGUGUUUGAGGAGCUGACAGACAUCGAGAGGCAGUUUCACAAGGCCUUGUACACAGUGCGAGCCUUCCUCAACUGCGACCGCUACUCUGUGGGCCUGCUGGACAUGACCAAAACCAAAGAGUUCUUUGACCUUUGGCCCGUCCUGAUGGGAGAAGUCCCUCCGUACGACGGACCUAAAACACCCGACGGCCGGGAAGUCAUCUUCUACAAAAUUAUCGACUAUAUACUACACGGCAAAGAGGACAUCAAAGUCAUCCCGAAUCCUCCAGCAGACCACUGGGCUCUGGUCAGCGGCUUGCCAACGUAUGUGGCAGAAAAUGGACUGAUUUGCAACAUAAUGAACGCAGCUGAGGAUGAAUUCUUCAACUUCCAGAAAGAACCUCUGGACAACUCGGGCUGGACGGUCCGCAAUGUUUUGUCCGUGCCCGUCGUCAACAAGAAAGAGGAGAUUGUGGGCGUGGCCACCUUCUACAACAGGAAGGACGGGAAACCCUUUGAUGAAAUGGAUGAAACGCUGAUGGAGGCUCUUCUGUGUCCGCCUCGAGCGCAACAAUGCGGGCGUCCCUGUUUUCAAGCAAACACACAAAUUCAUCAUGUGCUGUUCGUUUGCGAAAGGAGCGGAAAGUCUUCAAGUUCUGCAGUCCGCUGUUCGUCGCUGACCCAGUUCCUGGGCUGGUCGGUGCUCAACCCGGACACGUACGACAAGAUGAACAAGCUCGAGAACCGCAAGGACAUCUUCCAGGACAUGGCGCUGUACCACGUCAAAUGUCGUAAGGACGAGAUCCAGAACGUCCUGAACACGCGCGAGCGAUGGGGGAAGGAACCGGACGAGUGCGAAGAGGAGGAGCUGGAGGAGAUCCUGUCGGAAGUCCUCCCCGACGCCAAGAAAGCGGAGAUCCUGGAGUUUCACUUCUGCGACUUUGAGCACAGCGAGUUGGACCUGGUCAAGUGCGGCAUCAGGAUGUACUACGAACUCAAAGUGGUGGACAAGUUCCACAUCCCCAGAGAGGUGUUGGUGAGAUUCAUGUACUCACUCAGCAAAGGCUACAGGAAGAUCACCUAUCACAACUGGAGACACGGAUUCAACGUUGGCCAGACCAUGUUCACGCUGCUCAUGACGGGCGACCUGAAGCGCUACUACACCGACCUGGAGCGCAUGGCCAUGGUGACCGCCGGAUUCUGCCACGACAUCGACCACCGGGGAACGAACAACCUCUAUCAGAUGAAGUCUGGAAAUCCGCUGGCGAAGCUUCACGGCUCGUCCAUCUUGGAGAGGCACCACCUGGAGUUUGGCAAGACUUUGCUGAGAGACGAGUCUUUGAACAUCUACCAGAAUCUGAACCGCCGCCAGCACGACAUCGUCAUCCACCUGAUGGACAUCGCCAUCAUCGCCACCGACCUGGCGCUCUACUUCAAGAAGAGGACCAUGUUCCAGAAGAUUGUGGACCAGUCCAAGACGUACGACAGCUGGAACGACUGGACCAAGUACAUGAUGCUGGAGACAACACGCAAGGAGAUUGUCAUGGCCAUGAUGAUGACGGCCUGCGACCUGUCGGCCAUCGCGAAGCCCUGGGAGAUCCAGAGCAAGGUGGCGCUGUCUGUAGCUGCUGAGUUUUGGGAGCAAGGAGACCUGGAGAGGACCGUCCUGGAGCAACAGCCCAUCCCCAUGAUGGACAGAAACAAAGCAGAAGAGCUUCCCAAGCUUCAGUGCGGCUUCAUCGACUUUGUCUGCUCCUUUGUUUACAAGGAGUUCAGCCGCUUCCACGAGGAGAUCACGCCCAUGCUGGAGCGGCUCCUCGACAACCGCAAGGAGUGGAACGCCCUCAAGGAGGCGCACGACGCCAAGAUGGCCGCCGUCGAGGCGGCCAAGAAGGCCAAGGAGGAGGCGGCCGGCGCGGCGGCCGCGGCCAGACAAGCGAGUGCGGCCCAGUCCAAGACUUGCACCCUCAGCUAGAACGCCGCUUCGCAGACCUUUUACGCCAAGUACAAUCUCCAAAAACACGUUUUAGUCCUCGCAAGUAUAUCGAUCAUUAUCGUAAGAUGCUACAACGGCUAUAUACAGUUUGAACGUUGACACUGCACUUAAAUAGAGGCAAAUACAAAAUUAAAAAUGCGACCGUAUAAUCGUAUAAUCGUAAGGAUGAAAUUGAAUAGGGUUGUUUACAUACAAAUACAAAUUGUAAACGACCUAAAUAAAUAUUGAAGGACAAACAUUUCUGAAAGAUGAAAUCCUGACUUCAAAGUUAAGUACAACUAAAGUGUACUCAGUGUAACAAAUGCACUGUACUGGGUUUGGAAAAACAAUUGGAUUUCUACACAAUUUGAACAUUGAAUUCAGUGAUUCUUUCACAUACCACUAGAGGGAGCCCACGUGGUUCACUGAGCUCGAAGAAAGUAUACAUACAUAUUGAAAGUAUGUGCAAGUAUGUCAUCGCUUGGAAAAACAUUGGAAAUGUUGCUGUUUUCAUACACAAACAAGUUUGUUUGUCUUCGCAUUGUGUUGCUGAUUAAAGUUAGAGGGACUAUUCCAA
Phyllopteryx taeniolatus (common seadragon) is the source of this 3435-nucleotide messenger RNA. RefSeq names its product phosphodiesterase 6A, cGMP-specific, rod, alpha (gene pde6a). Gene Ontology annotation, biological process: signal transduction. The record is from RefSeq and is a predicted model, not a curated record. Gene Ontology annotation, molecular function: protein binding; 3',5'-cyclic-nucleotide phosphodiesterase activity. The transcript has 25 exons. Lineage: Eukaryota; Metazoa; Chordata; Actinopteri; Syngnathiformes; Syngnathidae. The coding region runs from base 165 to 2858 and encodes 897 amino acids.